This is a messenger RNA of Aedes albopictus (Asian tiger mosquito), 6178 nucleotides long. RefSeq lists its product as uncharacterized. NCBI's taxonomy places the organism in Eukaryota, Metazoa, Arthropoda, Insecta, Diptera, Culicidae. The transcript is spliced from 2 exons. The record is from RefSeq and is a predicted model, not a curated record. Gene Ontology annotation, molecular function: nucleic acid binding. Bases 1 to 5469 code for a protein of 1822 amino acids. Gene Ontology annotation, biological process: DNA integration.
AUGCUCGAGCAGUACAAGACGCUGUACUUAGCAGAAAAGCAGAAAAACCAGCAGCAGCCAUCGAUGCCGGAUAUUUGUGGCAGCAAAGGAGCAUACCCGAAAAUGAAGGCCGUCGAGAAUGCGGAUGAGCGUCCUGCAUCAUCAACCCCGAAGCCGACUGGGGAAAGGCAGGAUGACACCGAGAAGCUACACAAGCUGAUGUCGCAUUCAGCAACUGACGGAUCGGGAGAAGAUGUCCAAGCCGGCCAAAGGCCAACUACAGAUGGCGUAUUUGGGUUACGCCAAGGCAUCUUUCGGAGAAGCAACGUCCCAGCCGUUGGUAACGCGUCAUUUGCCACCGGAAUCCAGCGAACAAGAAGCCCAAAUGACACGGUACCUGAUGGUACACCUAUUGGGAGUGUUGACCAUCCAGCCGUUCUUCAGAUGCGGCCUGAACCCGCCAUAUUCCCAGUAGCAGUCGGUCCCACGCCUCAACAGCUUGCAGCUCGUCAAAUUCUACCCCGAGAUCUACCAAGCUUCUCCGGAAACCCCGCGGAUUGGCCUGUAUUCAUCAGCCAAUACACGUAUACGACCGAAGCGUGCGGCUAUAGUGACGGCGAGAAUAUGAUUCGCUUGCAGCGCUGCCUGAAGGGUGCAGCCUGGGAGGCUACAAGAAGCCGCCUGAUUCUCCCCGCUUCUGUACCCCACGUCAUUGAGUCGCUUCGUAUGCGCUAUGGGCGGUCCGAGCUGCUGAUUGAGUCGCUGAUUGAGAGGGUCAGGAGCACACCAAGUCCCAAAGCGGACAAGCUGGACACCAUCAUCGAGUUCGGUACGAAAAUUCAAACCUUGUGUGAUCAUAUCACAGCGGCGAACCUUUUGGAUCACCUCGGCAACCCGACCUUACUGAAGGAUCUGGUUGAAAAGCUGCCGGCGGAGUAUAAAAUGAGAUGGGCGACGUACCGGAGGAAUCGACCGCUGGUGAAUCUCCAAACGUUCGGCGAGUAUAUGGAGGAAGUCGUCGCCGAUGCAUGCAGCGUAUCGUCAUACGGAGGAAGUGAGAGCGAAAGGUUCGCAAAGCGUGAAAAGGGAAGGACACCCGACCGAACUCUUCUUCAUUCCGAUGCCGGGGGAAACAGUAACACGUUAGCGAAAAGUUACAGCAACCGGCCCAUAGAUUCCAGCAACAGCUUCGAGUGUGCGAUUUGCAAGAAGAUCGGACAUCGUGUGAGGGAUUGUACGACAUUCAAGGCACUAGCAAUCGACGAACGUUGGAAAAGGGUUCAAAGUCUCGGAUUAUGCCGAACUUGCUUGUACAACCAUGCCAGACGAUCGUGUCGUAUCACCAAUAGAUGUGGGGUGAACGGUUGUCUAACUCGUCACCAUCCCCUCCUACAUUCCACCCCAAAAGAUACAACGACUUCCAACGUGCCGGCACCACUGGACCACCAUUUCCAUAACCGAGACCUUCCAUCCUUGUUGUUCCGUAUAAUUCCUGUCGUUUUGUACAGCGGAGCGAACAAAGUAGCUACGUACGCUUUUCUGGAUGAAGGGUCCAAUAUUUCGAUGAUCGAACGGCAGUUAGCAGCGACGUUGAAGGUAACUGGCUACCGGCAUCCGUUGUGCCUUAAAUGGACUGGUAACGUGACGAGGGAAGAGAGUGAUUCGCAGCGGAUUACGAUAGAGAUUUCGGGCACCAAUCAACGAGCACCGAGGUAUAUUAUGACCGAUGUUGGAACCGUGGACUCCCUCGACUUGCCCAGGCAAAGUUUGCCGAUCGAGAAGCUAGCCGAAAGGUUCGGGAAUCUGCGAGGUCUGCCUAUUCAGGGGUAUCACAGUGUUACACCUCAGUUGUUGAUUGGAGUCGAUAACCUUAAACUGGCAGUCCCACUCAAGGUAAGAGAAGGCAACGUGGGCGGCCCGGUUGCCGUGAAAACAAGGCUUGGAUGGUGCGUAUACGGAGGUCAUCGGGAUGAAGGACAGCUGUCCGUCAACUACCACGUCUGCGAGUGUUCAGAUGGUGAUUCCCUUGACAAAAUAUUAAAAGCAUAUUUUUCGCUUGAAGAAGCUGGAAUACAACCGACCGGCGCCGGAGUAACUGCGGAAGAUGAGCGCGCCUUACAGAUCCUCGAACAAACUACCCACUAUGCCAAUAAUCGAUACGAAUCGGGUCUGUUAUGGAAAUACGACGAUUUUGAAUUUCCUGACAGCUACCCUAUGGCUGUCAAGCGGUUCGAAUGUCUGGAGCGCAGAUUGGCCAAAGAUCCAACACUCAACGAAAAUGUUCGGAAGCAGAUCCACGAGUACGAACAAAAGGGGUACGCACACCGCGCGUCACCUGAGGAGCUGAACACCGCUGACCUUCGUCGCGUGUGGUAUUUGCCGCUGGGAGCCGUUACCAACCCUAGAAAACCCGGAAAGGUGCGACUCAUCUGGGACGCCUCAGCAAAAGUUGAUGGCGUCUCUUUGAACAGUAUGCUACUGAAAGGGCCCGAUCAGAUGACACUUCUACCUGCGGUACUUUUCCGGUUCCGGCAGUAUCCAGUCGCCGUAAGCGCCGACAUCAAGGAAAUGUUCCAUCAGGUACGAAUUCGGCCAGAAGAUCGACAUUCUCAACGGUUUGUGUAUCGAGCUGACCCAACGGCGCCGCUGGAAACGUACCUGAUGGAUGUGGCCACUUUCGGAUCAACUUGCUCCCCCGCUACAGCGCAAUUCGUGAAGAAUACGAACGCCAACCGAUUCACACAGGAAUAUCCCAGGGCAGUUGAAGGAAUCAUCCACAACCACUACGUGGAUGACUACCUUGACAGCUUUGCUACUACUGAAGAAGCUGCUCAAGUCGCGUCACGGGUAAAAGAGAUCCAUCAACAUGGUGGAUUCGAGAUCAGAAAUUGGUGCAGUAACCAACGAGUCGUCUUGGAACAACUUGGAGAGGUCAAGAAACAAACCGUCAUCGAUCUUACCUCCGGUACCGAUAAACAGUCGGAACGGGUCCUUGGAAUUAUGUGGGAUACACAAGAUGACGAAUUCCGAUUCAGCACUUCUUUGCCCGACGAUAUAACCCACCUGCGAAUGCUUGACACCAAACCGACUAAACGGCAACUGGCGCGGUGCGUCAUGUCGUUUUUCGAUCCUCAAGGGUUUUUGGCGCCAUACCUGAUAUUCGGGAAAGUUCUGCUACAAGACACCUGGCGCGAAGGAAUUGGUUGGGAUGAACAGAUUUGCGAUGGAACGUUCGAGCGAUGGAAGCACUGGCUAGAGAUGCUGGACAUAAUCAACCAAGUGAACAUACCGAGAUGCUACUUCUCCAUGGGUGAUCUUACAACUCUGGACAUCCACACGUUCGUGGACGCAAGCGAAAUAGCGUAUUCGUGUGUUUCGUAUUUCCGGAUAGCGAAUCCCUACGGACCAGCAGAGGUGGCAUUCGUAGCAGCGAAGACCAAGGUAGCUCCCGUCAAACCAACAACCAUUCCCCGUCUGGAACUCAUGGCUUGCGUACUCGGAGUACGGCUAGCCAAAUUCGUGGUCGAUGGACAUUCUCUUCCAGUUCGGAAACAAUUCUUCUGGAGUGACUCCGAGGUCGCAAUGAGUUGGAUUAACGCGGAUCCCCGGAAGUAUCGUCCUUUUGUUGCUUUCCGAGUAGGCGAAAUUUUGGAAAAAUCUAACCGCGAGGAAUGGCGCUGGGUGUCAUCCAAGCUAAACCCGGCCGACGAAGCAACCAAGUGGGGAUCAGGACCGUAUUUCGACAAGAACAGUAUUUGGUACAGCGGACCUGAAUUUCUUCGUCACUCUGAACUCCAAUGGCCACCGAGGAAAACCUACGAUAAGGUGACGGACGAUAUACGCGUCUGCUAUGCUCAUCGCAAUCUAGAAAUACCAGAGCAAUUGCUGGACGUCGAAAGGUUCUCUUCAUGGAAAAGGAUGUUACGUGUGAUGGCCUAUGUUUGCCGAUUCGUGAACAAUUGUCGAACGUCAAAUACUGGUCAAGAGCGGAAAAUCGAUCACCUGACGCAGUUGGAGUUGCAGAAAGCUGAGGAAUGCUUAUUUCGAGCUGUGCAAUGGGAUUCGUACGCGGACGAACUAGUUAUUCUGACCAAGAACCAACGCCUACCAGUGCAGAAGCGCCAACCAUUGGAAAAGACAAGCGCUCUCUACAAAAUAUCGCCGAUACUAGACGCAGCGGGAGUUUUGCGGAUGGACAGCAGGAUUAGUGCAGCUCAACGUAUCCCUGCUGAAAUGAAAUUCCCUGUCAUCUUGCCGAAGCGACAUCGCUUGACCAUGUUGCUUCUGAAGGAUCUUCAUUGCAAGUUGUUGCACGCCAACAAUGAAGCUGUCGUCAAUGAAGCACGGCAACGCUAUUACAUAGCGCAUCUACGGACACAAGUACGACGAGUGUCGAAGGAAUGUCAGAUGUGUAAGAUACGCAAUGCGCAGCCAUCAAUACCGCGAAUGGCUCCCCUUCCAAGUGCUAGGCUAUCCUCUUACGUUCGUCCUUUCACUUACUGUGGUCUCGACUACUUUGGACCCCUGUUGGUGAAGGUCAACAGAAGUCAUGUCAAGCGUUGGGUGGCUAUAUUCACAUGCCUAACAAUACGGGCCGUUCAUGUGGAAGUUAUCCACACGCUUUCAACCGAAUCAUGUAUCAAAGGGGUACGCAGGUUCAUCUCUCGCCGGGGAAGUCCCGCCGAAAUCUACAGCGACAACGCUACUUGUUUCCAUGGCGCCGACCGUCUUCUGAGGGAGCAGAUCAACAAAGGACUUGCUGCGGAAUUCACCAGCACCCAAACCUCAUGGAAGUUUAUUCCUCCAGGCACUCCACACAUGGGGGGAGCCUGGGAGAGACUGGUGAGAUCGAUUAAGGUUGCUCUGGCCACACUCCAAGACGGUAGCCAGAAAUUGGACGACGAGUCUUUACUGACUUUUUUGGCGGAAGCAGAAGGUAUCGUCAACUGCAGACCACUCACAUACCUGCCUCUGGACUCGAUCGAGCAAGAGGCCUUAACCCCGAAUCAUUUUUUGUUGGGCAGUUCUUCGGGGGUUCGUUUACCAAUUGUGCAGACAGACAACGAAGUAUCUCUUUUGAAAGGUUCGUGGACAGCCAUUCAGAAAUAUCUGGACAUCUUUUGGAGACGCUGGACUAGGGAAUAUCUCCCAACUCUAACAAAACGCACGAAAUGGUUUGGCGAUGUGAAACCUGUCCAACCCGGGGACCUGGUCCUGAUAAUUGAUGACACCAAGCGCAACGGAUGGAUACGUGGACGGGUACUAGAGGUAUUAACAGCCAAGGAUGGACGAGUACGCCAAGCUAUUGUGCAGACUGCUGGAAGUGCACCUGCUAGGAAACCCAUUUCAAAAUUGGCGGUUCUGGAGGUAUUCAAGGAUGCUGGAACCAAGGACAUCAUAGGUUCCACCAGGGGGGAGGAUGUUGCGAAACUGGCAACCCAGUCAGGGCGAAAUCGGAAUGAGCGAAUCCUUGACAGAUCCGAAGAAUGACAUCAGGAACGUCAGGUGGAGAUUUAGGCAAACAGUACCUAGAUGAAUCGAUGCGAUGACGUGGUGAUUUCUAGUGCUUCGUACAGAAUUUGUAUUCGAUGAAAAUUGCUGAAUUUGUAUUUGAUAUUUGCUGAUAAUUUUGAUAUGUGCUCUGGAAUAGUGGCAGGUGUGCUUGACACAGGUGUUAGUUAGGUGCAUAGAUAGAAUUAAGAUAGAUUUCUUGAAUUUCAGGUCAAUAGCUACCACAUAUCACCUUCUGAAAUCUAACCUACAACUUUGGGUACAUAGGAGUGUUUUUUGAGAAUUUAUAGUUGUCCAGCCAAUUCUAUAAUUCGUAUAGGCGAAGACAGCGACAUUGUUGGGAAUACGGUUUGAUUUUGAUAUACGCACUGAAAUUGUAAGUGAGCACUUUACCCAUAGUUUAAACCCCACUCAUUAAUAAAAUUUAUGUUUUAGCUUGUAGCUAAUGCUAACGAGAUUCAGCGUCCCAUCUCAAUAUUCCCCAACAGUUCCUAUGGAAAAUCUUGCAGAAAUUCCAUCAAAAAUUCAAAAAUUCUGUUAUUAAAAAAAAACUCCUCCAAAGAUAAAUCCAAUUCUUUUGUCUCAAAAUUUGUCUAGGAAUUUCACCAGAGCUACCUCAAGGAUUGCCUCCAGUAAUUCCCCAGAGAUAACUUUGAGAAAUUGUUUCAGAGAAUUCUGUACAGGAAUC